Acanthoscelides obtectus is the source of this 2165-nucleotide messenger RNA. The record is from the annotation of a GenBank genome assembly. NCBI's taxonomy places the organism in Eukaryota, Metazoa, Arthropoda, Insecta, Coleoptera, Chrysomelidae.
CCGCGCGAAGCGUUACCAUGGUAACCAAACACUAUUCAAACUUCAUACCAGCAUUUCUGGCAUUUCCAUUUGUGCAGAUUUAUACGUACUUCAAGAUGUUAAAUAAUUUCUUUGUUAGGUCAAUAUUCCUAACGAGUAAAUUUCCGACAGAUUGCAGAUAUUUCUGACAUCCGUGGUGACGACUGAAUAUAACACCAAGACAAUAAAAUGCUUCCACUAAAAUAGUUUCAUACAAUAGCAAAAUGUCAUCAUCAGCAGAUAUUCCUCCCAAGCCUAGGAGAAGAAAGCACGAGACGCCUGUCAAACCUACAAGGAAGUCUUUUUCAGCCAACUUUCAUUCAAAAUAUUACCAGAAUCAGCAGCAUGGAGACGCAGAACGACCCCCAGAUUUGCAAGACAGCGACACGAGGUCGGAGAGAGUCAGCAAGAAACACCUUAAAAGAGAAAACGCAAGGUUGAAAUCUGAGAAUCAACAGUUGGUGAGCAAGUUCCAGGAACUAGAAGAACUAUCAGUCAACAAGAUUUUAAGAUUAAAGGAAAAAAUUGGAAAUAUUCAGGUUGACAACGCAGAGCUAAACAAACAGAAUUCCGAGUUAAGACUGCAGUAUGAGAGCUUGGUAAUGGUAAACGAUGAUUUGAGACACCAACUAGAGCUGAGAAAAGUAUGCAAGAAAUGUGGAGAUCUGCAGAGUAUUCUAAAUACGUACAAGGCUGAUAAUCAUUUACUCAGGAAGGUCAAUAAGGAGCUGAACGAAGAUUUGGAGAUGACCAAAACCGUUAUCUAUAGACUGAACGUACAGUUGGAACGUUACCAAGAGGUUCUUCGAAAUAACAACUUAAUCGCUCCCAAGUUGAAUUUCAAAGAAACAUCGAAACCAGAAAACUUGGACGGUCUUCCAGAAUCUACAAGUGAUGAAAUUCUUUCAGAGGUACACAGGACACAUAAGCACACUCCGAUAUCCUGGGGUAGUGUUAAUACACACACCUUAGGACCACUUUUAGACGCAUACGAAGACACUAUUAAAGAGAAAGACGAGAUAAUCCAGAACUAUGAAGUGGAAUUUUCCAAUUUUACAGGAAGGCUCAAAGAGAUCGUUGCCGAAAAUGAGCGUUUGCAUGAGCGACUUACACAAGAUGUGGGAUGCAGUACGAAAUUGAAAGAAGAAGUAGUUAAUUUGAAAAACGAACUUCAGAUGAUGAAGAAUGAAAACGAUGCCUUGAUAAAAAAGUGUGCUUUGAAGCAGGAUAAGAUCGAAGAGAUUUUGAAAACUUAUGAAGCGAAAGUUGGUCAGAUGACGAGAGAUUUUGAUGUGUUACAUGAAGAAUACAUUCGAAUCAAAACAGAAAACGCUACACUACAUGAAAAGAACAAGCAUAUCAUCGAAGCACAAGAGGAUAUUAAGAGCCAAAUGGAGAACUACAUUCCGAUUUCUGUCCAUACAUCUAGUGUGAAUGAGUGUAAAAAAUGGUAUGAAGAACUGAAGCAACAAUACGAAAAGGAAAAAGAAAAAUUGUUCACCACUAUCGACAACCACGUGAAAACAAUUAAAAGUUUGAACGAUGAAAUCGAUAACUCGAAAAAAAUGAAGCAAGACUACGAAACCAAAACCGGUCAAUUGGAAAAACACAUUAAGAAACUGGAAGCAAAACAGCUAGAGUUAGAGCAUAUUUUGAAUCAAGUACAAUUGUCCCGAAGCGCUUUGCGAAAACAGUUGCACAAAGCCAUGUGUUUUGCCAAAGAGCUGGUUCAAGAACAAGAAACGCUGCUAACAGCUCUCAAUCAAAGGAAUUUGGAAAAUAAAGCUGUGAAAAAGAUUGGAUCGGACACUGCCGCUAGGAUGGACACGUUAAAAGUCAACUUCGGGAUGUUCAGAGGAGUGCUCUACAAGAAUUAACAACCGUUGAGCACACGAUCCAGGAGCAAGCUCAUCUCAUUGAUACUAUGAAGGGACAGCAUGAAAAGGAGAUAGAGAAACUGAAACAAAUCAUCAAAGAGAGAGAAGAAACUAAGCUCUUGGUAAAGUCAACGGAUCUGAGCGGGAGUGUCCCAAUGCCACAUUACGCAUUGUUUAAGGAAAAAUAUACCUAAUUAUAGAAUUUGUAGAUGUUUGUAUACUAAAGUUUUGGUAGCAUCACAUGUAACGAAAUAAAGGGAAAUACCAAAC